This is a messenger RNA of Puccinia graminis f. sp. tritici CRL 75-36-700-3, 267 nucleotides long. RefSeq lists its product as uncharacterized. The transcript has 2 exons. Bases 1 to 267 code for a protein of 88 amino acids. The record is from RefSeq and is a predicted model, not a curated record. NCBI's taxonomy places the organism in Eukaryota, Fungi, Basidiomycota, Pucciniomycetes, Pucciniales, Pucciniaceae.
AUGACAACCAGAUUGUCAAGUUCAUCUCUCCCAAUUGAGGGCGGAUUAUCAAAUGCGGCAGCAGCGGAAGAACACUCCGUUACAUGCUUACUUGCACCGACUGGUGACGCCUUAGGUCCUGGGGUUACUAUGACCCCUAAUGAGCCAGCUAAGAGGAAAGUGCAUGCAGCUAAGGCCAAGAACCGUGUGAACUCCGCCAGUGAAUGGCACACUCUCUACUUGAUCCACUUGACAUCUUUAUUGGGAGAGAUGUUGAGGAAAGCUUGA